Molecule: messenger RNA, 1826 nt
Organism: Phragmites australis (common reed)
Lineage: Eukaryota; Viridiplantae; Streptophyta; Magnoliopsida; Poales; Poaceae
Product: NAC domain-containing protein 71-like
Exons: 3
Coding region: 125-1102 (325 amino acids)
Biological process (GO): regulation of DNA-templated transcription
Molecular function (GO): DNA binding
Source: RefSeq, a predicted model, not a curated record
CGAGCUGAUGUUCCAUUCCAACACAUUUCCGGCGGCCAAGACCAGCCACGGUUGAUCAGCAAGCGACCAGCUGAGCUCCCUCUAGCUAGCAACCUGCGACCUUCCGGCCGGCUGCUGACAGGGGAUGGACUGCGGUGGCGCGCUGCAGCUGCCGCCGGGGUUCCGGUUCCACCCGACCGACGACGAGCUAGUGAUGUACUACCUCUGCCGCAAGUGCGGCGGCCUGCCCCUCGCCGUGCCUGUCAUCGCCGAGGUCGACCUCUACAAGUUCGACCCAUGGAACCUCCCGGAGAAGGCGAUGGGAGGGGAGAAGGAGUGGUACUUCUUCUCGCCGCGGGACCGCAAGUACCCCAAUGGGUCGCGGCCGAACCGCGCGGCGGGGGCGGGGUACUGGAAGGCCACUGGCGCCGACAAGCCCGUGGGCUCGCCGCGGCCGGUCGCCAUCAAGAAGGCGCUCGUCUUCUACGCGGGGAGGCCGCCCAGAGGCAUCAAGACCAACUGGAUCAUGCAUGAGUACCGCCUCGCCGACGUCGACCGCUCCGCCGCCGCGCGCAAGAAGACCAACAACGCGCUCAGGCUGGAUGACUGGGUGCUGUGCCGGAUCUACAACAAGAAGGGCGUAAUCGAGCGGUACGACACGGUGGACGAUGUCGACGCCGGCGACGACGUCAAGCCGGCCGCGGCCAAGAACCCGCGGGCGGCUGCUGCUGCUACUGGCCGCGGCAGGGCGGCGGCGAUGAAGGUCGAGCUACCCGACUACGGGUUCUACGACGACUACGAGCCGGCGCCGCCGUCGGCGGGGAUGCUGUGCUUCAACCGCCCGCUGCCGUCGGCGGACCGCGACUCGAACUCGAUGCCGCGCCUGCACACGGACCACUCCAGCUGCGGCUCCGAGCACGUGCUGUCGCCGUCGCCGGACCUCCCGGACCGCGACCACGCCGAGAGCCAGCCCGGCUGGUUCGGCUGCGCCGACUGGGGCGACGACGGGUUCGCCGUCGCCAGCGGCGGCGCGCUCUUCGGGCCACCGUCGCCGGCGGGCUUGUUCGCCCGCGACGCCGCCGCGUUCGGCGACAUGUUCGCGUACCUGCAGAAGCCGCUCUGAAGCGACGCCGUGCGUCGCCCUGCUCUAGCCGACUAACCACCUGACAUGUUCGGUCCAAAUUACGAUUCGAUCUAGGUAGUACAGCGAAACCAAAAACAACGUGCACAUUUGCACACCCACUGCGGCAGAUCAAAGAAAUAUAGGGCUAAUUAUCGCCUUAUCGAAAUUUCGGCGAAAUUUUAAUCCCUGAUUAUCGGCCGAGUCGGCGAUCGGGUGCACGGUUUUCUGCACCAUAUCAGGUGUUUGUUCAACAAUCGGAUCGACGAACAACUGAUAGUUGAACAAAGAUCUUUGCACCUGGUCACUUGCCCUGCUCAUGGCUGCCGCAUGGUAGAUGACUGGUGAUCUUCGUUGGUAGAUAGCCGUCGGAUCGGGUCUGAUGAAUUUAACCUGUCAGGUUUUGUGUUGUGUUAAUCAGUUGACAACUUGGCACGCCUAAUGAAUUCAAGAUAACAAACAACAAAACCAAUAUGAAAAAGAAAAAUACAAGUUUUGGAUUCAGGGGGGCUGUUGAAGGUAUUGUGUAUCUAGUCCAGUGGUAGCAAGGAAUUAUUGGGUUCAGGUUGGCGGCAGAGUUGCAAGCUUUGUCUAGGUCUGUUGGGUGCAAUGCAGUGAUUGCAAUGUGGUGUAGUGGAGUCGCUUUCGGUGGUUUCUCUCAUGACCUGGAAAGCAAAAUUUUGUAAUGCAAUUAUCGUAAUGAAGUGUCGUAAGCUGUAAUUAUAUA